Molecule: messenger RNA, 3779 nt
Organism: Poecilia reticulata (guppy)
Lineage: Eukaryota; Metazoa; Chordata; Actinopteri; Cyprinodontiformes; Poeciliidae
Gene: mettl22
Product: methyltransferase 22, Kin17 lysine
Biological process (GO): protein methylation
Cellular component (GO): nucleus
Molecular function (GO): protein methyltransferase activity
Source: RefSeq, a predicted model, not a curated record
UUGCAUUCAAUGUUAGACGAGAACUCGUAAUUUCAUAUCUAACAAAAUGAGACCUUUGCUGUUUUACUGAACUCGUUUUAAGUAUACUGUAUCUCUUAAAAAGUUAUGCUAUUACUUCUUUGAUAAAGGAACAUAUUUAGCAACAGAAAACUGAUAUACUAAUGGGUGGCAGCCAUGCUAGCUUUGUCUGAGUUUCUCAGUGCACUCUUCAUAGUUUUUCUAAUUCCGAGAAACAUGAACGCAUCAUAAGACUGUCUUGUCGGCCCCGGUACGACAGGUGAGUAACCCUUAAGCUUGUUUUAAUUCCUUUCUAAGAAGCUGUAGGACUAUAACUUCAGAAACAAUGUUUCCGAACAUGAUCGCCCAGACAUGAUGGCUAGCAGAGUUAGCCGUGGUUAGCUGUGCCGCGGUCUGGCGGGAGGGAAGUCAAAGUCUAUGGAAGUUUCACGUGCAGUCACUAGUAAACAGCAAGCAGUUCCUCUUGACAACAGGAGGUUAGGUUGGGAAAAACACGGUUUAACGCAGCGGCUUCCAAUUCCAGCUUCGGGGCUACUGAGCUAAAGCUGAAGGUGCAGUCCUGCUUCAACACAUUGAUUCUCUGUCUGAAUAACUUCCUCGGUGUCCUCGAGCUCCGGGUGAUACUUAGAGCUCUUCAGUUAGUUCAGCGUGGUUGGAACAGGGAUGAUGGAUCUGCUGGGAAGUUGGAAGGCAGAGACUCUUCAGUUCUGGAGUCUGGAUCCUCUGAUGUAAGGGAGCGGGCAGAAGUCGACUUUUCUCUCCAAACAGUCAGACAGCAGAGAAAUGUGGAGUAUUUACUGCUUAAAUUAUUUAUUUAUUUAUUUAUUACAUUGUUUUCCAAUAGAUUACAAUAAUUUAUACCUAUUCAUCCCGUCAACAGGACGUCCAGCAUGCAGUGAUCUUUGUAGACAGAUGGCACCAGCGUGGCAUACUAAGAAUAAACUGCCAGAAACAGACACUCAACAUGAUGUCAUGGUCAAAAGAAUGCACAACUCCUUUUAAGUCUUGGGUUUUAGAUACCAGGACAUCCGACUAAGAAUUUCCAACAGGGGUCUGCAACUUGUAGAUAAUUCCCUGGUGCUCCGGCACACCUGAAUCAAGUAUGCAGUCCAGUUGCCCAGAGUCCUGCUAAUGACCAGGAUCAGGACACUGGCCCUCAGGGACUAGAAGACCCCUGGUUACUUGAUCAGGUUACCUCCACAGAUGACAGGCCAUGGAGGUGGCACUGCUGUCAUCUGUAAAAGGCCUUAAUUUUUAUGUCAAAUGAUCGCUUCAAGUACCUUCAAUUCCUUUGAGAUGAUCAUGGUCUGAAUUGGCAAGAUAGAACCUAUAUAUCCCGUUCGGAUUUAUCGACCAUCUGGUCCAGUUUUAUCUUUUCUUUUAGACUUUCAGGACUAAAAGGACUAAUUUCUGCAUUUAGAUGAUGCAGAAGUUGAUAUCAGGAAAGUAGCUUGAAUAAAGGGCCUUUUCUGUUUUGAAGAAAUCUGCCCUGCCUUAGAUCAGCUCUAUUUGUAAAAUACAUCCAAGUCGUCACAGUUGAGGUUAUGCUCAACUAAAGAGAAAUUAAACACAGUGUGACUCUCGUGAAACUUUUAUUCUACUUGUGAAAAGCACCCAGUUUUAUUAAAGCUUUGAAAAAAUUAAUCUGUUGUUAAUAAUUGUUCUGUUAGAUUUGAGUGUGUGCAGGUUCCAGGAAGCAGAUGUUUGGGUUUAGACAGACUGUGAGUGAUCGCCCAUGGAUCAGAUGACCUUCAAACAUGACACCGUGCUGUCAGAUGUUCACAUGCACAGGCCCAACACACACCACCUGAUGACACGCCUCAACAGCGCCGGGCAGCCAGUGUUCAGGUCCAGAUUUAGGAUCUUGGCAGAAAGUCAUGAUGACAGUGACUCUGGGUCGGGUUCAGCAAACGAAGAGAAGCACGAGAGUCCAAGGAAAGAUGGAGGAACGUCUCCUAAACAGGAUGAGGAGGGAGGUAACCAAGGAAACGUGGAGCCAUGCUUGGAUGAAGACGGAGACCUUGACAUCACACAUCGACCACGAAAAAGCUCAGUGGAUGAAGGCGGCAGAGAUUUGGUCUGUCCCAUCAUCCUCCAGCAGUCUGUUCCUGACCUGGAACAAGAUGAGGACAGUGAUGAUGAUGAUGAUGAUGAUGAUGAUGAUGAUGAUGAUGAUGAUGAUGAUGAUGAAGAUGAUGAUGAAGAUGAAGAGACUUGUUGUUCUAAAGACAUUAUACAGAUUGAACACACUAUGGCUACACCGUUAGAAGACGUUGGAAAACAGGUCUGGCGGGGGGCCCUCCUCCUGGCUGACUUCAUCCUCUCUGAGAAAGACAUGUUCAGAGGGGCCACUGUCCUGGAGCUGGGAGCAGGGACAGGCUUAACCAGCAUCGUCAUGGCAACCACAGCCAAAACAGUCUACUGCACAGAUGUGGGUGAAGACCUCCUGAGGUUGUGCCACAGGAACGUGUUUCUGAAUCAACACAUGACGGACCCAGCAGGCGUGGAGGUGAAGGUAAAACAACUCAACUGGCUUCAGCACAGUCUUUGCACAGAUGCUGAUCUGGAGUUCAGCUGGACUGAAGAGGAAGUCACUGAUCUUUAUGACAACACCAACUUCAUUAUUGCAGCUGACGUUUGCUACGACGACGAUCUGACAGACGGCCUCUUCAGGACUCUGUACCGACUCUGCAGCAGCUUUAAUCACUCCUGCACAGUUUUCAUUUCUUUAGAGAAAAGAAUGAACUUUAGUCUGCGCCACAUGGACAUUUGCUGUGAGGCCUACAAUCAUUUUAAGCACUGUCUGUCCCAGCUGCAGGACAUGGAGGAUGGCCGGUGCGGAUUCAAAGUGGAACAUGUUCCUUUAAACUUCUCACAGUUUCUUCUAUAUGAACGUAUUGAGCAGCUGGAGCUUUGGAAGAUCACUGCGUCUUCUCUUGAAUCUGAACAAACCCAGUCUGACUCUGACUGAGGAGGCUCCCAGAGAUCGGCUCUGUGGACGCUGACCACAGGCUGCCUGCUGGACGCCCCAAAAAUCCACUAUGUUACUGAUCUGUGAAUGAACCAUUGGUGACCAGAGGCCUUUGUUUGGUGUGAGGCUGUUCAGCCAAACAAUCUGUUUCUGAUAGGCUGGUUGAUGCUGUAGGUUGUGUGAAUCCUCAUCUGUCUGCCAAAGUGGAGGCGGCUGAUGGCUCCUGUUUGUCUGACCAGCUUCCACCAUGUUGAAAUUUCUUUUCUUUUCUACAAACUUCAUGAUGAGACAUAUGUCUGCUGCUCAGAGGAACUGUUACUGAUUAUAACCUCAGAGGUUUAUUGCUCUGAAUAAGAAUGAGAUAUUUCCAUGUAACAAGCCGCAGUCCUGAUCACCAUCAUGGGACAAUUUUCACAUGGAAAAUAUUUGAAAGAGCAAAUUUUAUUUAUUUUAGUUUUUAAUGCUGUACAGUUGGUAACGAUCCCUUCAUGAUCAUUCAUUCUAACAGAAUCUCCCCCAAACUAAUCAGAUCUCAGUGACCUUGUUGGUGACAUCAACUAUUGUAGUUUUUAUUAGCUGAGCUUCUCAUUCUGUUCACACAGGUUUUUUGGGAAUAUGGCUCAACUGUUCAACAAUGUGAAAUAGAAAAAUAACUAUUAAUACAGAGCGGUACCUGUAACUUAACAGUAAGCCCAUCACUCUUUUUUUGUGUGGCGACUGACUUCUUCACAUGGAAUAUUUAGGAAUUUUACAGAGGAAGGACCUUAGAAAUAAAACACAUCAACACAGA